Molecule: messenger RNA, 2070 nt
Organism: Macadamia integrifolia
Lineage: Eukaryota; Viridiplantae; Streptophyta; Magnoliopsida; Proteales; Proteaceae
Product: transcription factor bHLH144
Exons: 4
Coding region: 827-1558 (243 amino acids)
Molecular function (GO): protein dimerization activity
Source: RefSeq, a predicted model, not a curated record
CUUUCGAUCUCUGUGCUAGCUUCCUUGUUUUUUCACAUUCUUCGAUCUUUGCUGUUUGCACGAGAACGGCCGAAAUUGAGAGAAAAGCUUGGAGUUGCAGUUUUUAUCUGAUCUUUGUUUUUGGAUAAUUCGUGUCGGGAUCUUCUAAUACGCACCAAGAGUUUAUCUUUCAGAAUAAAUCAGCAUGCCUUGGACGUCUUCUUUUGUUAACUACAACAGGAAGUGCGUACGCUUGGUGGUUUUCUUCCGUGUUAUUCUGUAAAAUUGUUGCUUCUGUGGUGAAAAUCCUUCCCCUGUGUGAAGGUGUUCUUUCCGUUUCAAUUGUCCUGGUUCUAGGUAAUAUACUGGUUUUGGAGGAGUGAGAAUGUACGUUGUGGUUAACCUGAAGAGAUAUCGAGCAGUGAAGGAAGUGGGAAAAAUUACGAUGAAUGUUAGGAUUAUUGCGUAUUACCAACUGAUGCAAGUUUGUCAGGCCGAGUAUUUCCGCCAGUUGCUUAAGCCUGUUACGUAGUUUAGAUAUUGCGUUGCUCCAAGACACAAAGUGACUUCCCUUCGCUUUAUAAAGUCAUUAAUUGGGAGGCAGUUGAAGAUUUGGAGUAUAUGUUUAUGGUGGCUGUUAAAUUGGGAUAGACAGCUUUCUUGUUCAAUGAUGGCAAUAGCUUAAGGACCCCCUUCAUCAUCUACUUCGUACUGUUUUCAUUCAGUAGGCCUCCUGAUACCUUAGAAAAUCUGUUCCACUGUUAACCAAGUAAUUCCCUACUUAAGGCCAUCUCUAUACCAAUCAAAUCCAUCCUUACUGUGUUAGAGAGUUCAGCAAAAACCGCUCAUGCAGAGUGACCAACAAAUUUACCAGCAAAAGGUGGUGACACCUCAUGCAUAUCAAGUUGGUGGUAGUUGUAUGCAUAAUGGAUCUAUGGCGCCCCCCACCCUUGGUAUAACUGUACCUCCACCAACAAAGCAUUCAACACCCCUUCAUGGGGUUGAGCUGCAGCCUUUAGAAGUCUGUCCCAAGAACUUCAUCAUCUUUGACCAGAAUGAUAAGAGAAGCCGGAUCAUGUUCCAUCCUGCACUCGCCCACAAAUUCAGUUGCCCUGGCUUUGAUAUCGAAGCAACUGACAUUGAAAAUGACGAGGAGAGGGAGAACAGAGACUUCUCUUCUACCUUCAAAGAGGACACAGAGGAUAUUGAUGCACUGUUGAGUUUGGAAGAGGAAGAGCAGGAAGAUGGGGACGAGGUUAGCACGGCACGAACUCUUGGCAGCUGUGGAAGCAAGUCCACGGAUUCAUGCUCAAACUAUGGUUCAAAACCGAGCAAGCGGAAGAUGUCUUCUUCUGUUCAGAAGUUGUACUCUGGCAGCAACAGCAGCAGCAGCAGCAGCAGCAACAGCAGCAGUGAAAGGAAGCGGCUGAGGAUGAAGAAGAUGGUAAAAGCGCUGCGGGGAAUUGUACCAGGUGGUGAUGAGAUGAAUACAGUUGCUGUUCUUGAUGAGGCUGUUAGGUACCUCAAGUCUCUGAAGGUGGAAGUGGAAAAGCUUGGCAUAGGGGAUUUGAAGAUGUGAAAGACUGCCAUGGUAACAGAUAGUGGACUCUCCCUUUAUCUAUUAUAAUUAUGAAUAAUAUCUGUUUUAGUUAGGCAAUUAUCCCUUUCACUUUCUAUAUCUCUAUAGUAUAUUUAACAGCAAGGAGGUGUUGGGAGGAUGACGAUGAUGACCGGAGAUAAGGUCAUGUGGGAAAGGCUUAUGAUGCUUUUGAUGGUGGGGGUGUUGCUUAUGAAUGGAAAGUUUGGUGUUUGGGCUCGGAUGGGGUGGAGUUUCAACUUUCAAGAGUUUCUCUGACUGACCCUCUGUGAGAUUUGUUGUUCUACAGGUGGGGAAGAAGGGUAGGGAUGGGAAGAUUGAAUUUAACUUUUUCUAUCGCUUUGAUGGGGGAGGAACGGUACGGUGGGUGGAGGGAGUUAAUGUAAUAUGUAUGUGUUCUUUCCAUCUUUCUUUUCAGCAUCUCAUCUCUCUUUUUCUGACUUUGGGCUGCUACUGGCUCUUUUAAUGCCAUAAUGUUUCUGUUAUAUACUAAA